Recurvomyces mirabilis is the source of this 1509-nucleotide messenger RNA. RefSeq lists its product as uncharacterized. The record is from RefSeq and is a predicted model, not a curated record. NCBI's taxonomy places the organism in Eukaryota, Fungi, Ascomycota, Dothideomycetes, Mycosphaerellales, Teratosphaeriaceae. Gene Ontology annotation, molecular function: hydrolase activity, acting on carbon-nitrogen (but not peptide) bonds, in linear amidines. The coding region runs from base 1 to 1509 and encodes 502 amino acids. The transcript is spliced from 2 exons.
AUGUCUUCCACCGUCACACGAGCAUUCGGUGCCCACGCCGCCCUGCGUACCACUCGACAGACCCUUCAUCAUCCCGUCCAGCUACCAGCAUGGCGGACCUUCACCUCGUCGCCGCGAGUGGGCAUAGCCGUGGCAGAGAUGACAGCAAAGGACCUGGCUAGCUUGCGAGUGAAUCAGGACAGAUUGAUGAAGGGUAUCCAUGAUACCUGCGAAUGGGGCAAGGGAGAGCGAUACGGAGAAGCCGAAACCGAAACAGGCAUGUCCCGCCUCUCCCUCUCCGACACCGACAAGCAGGCCCGCGACUGGUUUCACGAGACCACUACCGCCUUGGGCUGCAAAGUCCACGUCGACGCCAUGGGCAACCAAUUCGCUGUGCGCCCAGGCCUGAACAAUGACAAGCCACCCACAUACGCUGGAAGCCAUCUCGAUACCCAGCCCACAGGCGGCCGCUACGAUGGCAUCCUCGGCGUGACAGCCGCAGUAGAAAUGCUGAAAGUACUGAACGAUAAUUGGGUAGAGACGGCAUACCCCGUCGGUGUAGUGAAUUGGACGAAUGAAGAAGGAGCUCGCUUCCCAAUGUCCAUGGUUUCCUCCGGAGUCUGGAGCGGCGAUAUCCCGGUCGAGAAAGCACAUAACCUGAAGUCUGUCAUUCCGGCCAACGACACCGCGACCAUGAAGUCCGAGCUAGAGAGAAUAGGAUAUCUAGGCUCCACGCCCUGUAGCUGGGAAUCCACACCCAUGGCCGCGCACUUCGAACUCCAUAUCGAGCAAGGCCCUAUCCUUGAAGCCGAACAGAGACGGAUAGGCGUGGUGGAGGGCGUGCAAAGCUAUAAAUGGUUCACCGUGACUGUCAAAGGCCGCGACAGCCACACAGGCGCCACCUCCUUCCAGCACCGAGCCGAUGCUCUACUCACCGCCUCUCAAAUGAUCCUCGCCAGCCACAAGAUAGCGAGUAAACACGGCGCUCUAGCCAGCACCGGGAUCUUGAAUCUGAGACCUGGAUCGACGAAUACAGUACCAGGCUGGGUACAAUUCUCCCUCGACAUUCGCUCCCCAGUCGACGAAACGGUGAACAAAGUAGAAGAAGAAUGCAAAGCCGCCUUCUCCGCCCUCGCAUCCGGUGACAACAUUCUCGAUAUCAUGACCGGCUGCACGCCCAGUUCCCGCCACUGCAGCGUAGACUGGCGCACCGAUUUCGUCAGCCCAGCAACCCACUUCCACAACGACUGCAUCACCUGCGUGCAGCAAGCCGGCGCCGACCUCUGCGGCGAAGAAGGUGGAGUGAAAGAUAAAGAUAUAGGAGCCUGGGGUAAAUUCAUGACCUCAGGCGCUGGUCAUGAUAGUGUAUAUGCCAAUAAACGCUGUCCGACGAGUAUGAUUUUCGUGCCGUGUCGGGAUGGCGUUAGUCAUAACCCGGCUGAGUAUUCGAGUCCGGAGGCUUGUGCUGAUGGGGCGAAUGUGUUGUUGGGGGCUGUGGUGAGGUAUGAUAAGCUGCGGGGGGAGAGAUGA